This is a messenger RNA of Delphinapterus leucas (beluga whale), 3254 nucleotides long. RefSeq names its product oxidative stress induced growth inhibitor family member 2 (gene OSGIN2). Gene Ontology annotation, molecular function: growth factor activity. Gene Ontology annotation, biological process: negative regulation of cell growth. The record is from RefSeq and is a predicted model, not a curated record. NCBI's taxonomy places the organism in Eukaryota, Metazoa, Chordata, Mammalia, Artiodactyla, Monodontidae.
GCCGGGCCCCUCGCUGUGGCCGCGGCUCCACCAAUCCCGGGGCUCGCCCGCCGCCACCGCCUCCGCACCUGCGAGGAGAAGCCCGCCCGCCUCCGCCGCAGCCGUCGCAGCGUCCCCGCCCCGUUCCGCCCCCUUCGCGGCGCCCAGAGAUCAUAGGCCGCCGGCGUCCUGCUGCCACUAGUCGAGGAGCGGAAGCCGCUUUCCUGAAGCGGGCUUGGGUGCUCCAAAGCCCGGCCGGCUGCUAAACCGCAGCUUCCGGCAGCCGCUGCAACGGCUAGGCGCGGGGCGCGGCCGAGGACCCCGUAACCGGGCGGGCGUCCUGAACGGGCAACCCCGCCGAGGGAGGUGGCCGUGGCGGUCGCGCUCGGGCGCCCCGUGCGCCGCGCUCCAUGCCCGUGUGGUGCUGCCGCUGCUCCCUGGCCGGUCAUUUCAGGAAAUGGACCCUCAGGAAUCUGCCUUUCGUAUAUGCUGUCAGGCUACAGACCAUAUUUAUCAUCAGAAGCAAUACAUCCAAACACAAUCUUACAUAGCAAAUUAGAAGAAGCGAGACAUCUUUCCAUUGUUGAUCAGGACUUAGAGUACUUGUCUGAGGGCCUUGAGGGUCGAUCAUCCAAUCCUGUUGCAGUACUUUUCGACGCACUUCUUCAUCCAGAUGCUGACUUUGGGUAUGAUUAUCCAUCCAUUUUGCAUUGGAAAUUAGAACAGCAUCAUUAUAUCCCUCACUUAGUUCUUGGUAAAGGUCCACCUGGUGGAGCUUGGCAUAAUAUGGAAGGCUCGAUGUUGACAAUCAGCUUUGGAAAUUGGAUGGAGCUACCUGGACUUAAAUUUAAAGAUUGGGUAUCUAGCAAACGAAGGAACCUAAAAGGGGAUCGAGUUAUGCCAGAGGAAAUAGCUCGCUACUAUAAACAUUAUGUAAAAGUCAUGGGUCUUCAGAAGAAUUUCAGAGAGAAUACUUACAUUACCUCUGUAUCAAGACUCUACAGAGAUCAAGUUGAUAAUGAUGGUCAAGACAGAGAUAUUUCAACACAGCAUUUACAGAUAGAGAAGUCAAAAUUUACCAAGAGAAACUGGGAAAUCAGGGGUUAUCAGCGAAUAAGAGAUGGUUCCCAUAUUCCCUUCUGUCUCUUUGCUGAAAAUGUAGCUCUGGCAACUGGAACAUUGGAUUCUCCUGGCCGUUUGGAAAUUGAUGGGGAAGAUUUUCCUUUUGUGUUUCAUUCAAUGCCUGAAUUUGGAGCCGCUAUAAGCAAAGGACAGUUGUGUGGCAAAGUGGAUCCAGUGUUAAUUGUAGGUUCUGGGCUUACCGCAGCUGAUGCAGUACUGUGUGCUUACAACAAUAAUGUCCCUGUGAUUCAUGUAUUUCGCAGACGAGUAACUGAUCCAAGCUUAAUUUUCAAACAGCUUCCCAAAAAGCUUUAUCCAGAAUACCAUAAAGUCUAUCAUAUGAUGUGUACUCAGUCAUAUUCUUUAGACUCAAAUCUUUUAUCUGAUUAUACCAGUUUUCCUGAGCACCAUGUGCUUUCCUUUAAGUCGGACAUGAAAUGCAUUCUUCAAAAUAUCUCUGGAUUAAAGAAAAUAUUUAAGCUCUCUGCAGCAGUAGUAUUGAUAGGUUCUCAUCCCAAUCUGUCCUUUCUGAAGGAGCAAGGGUGUUACCUGGGCCACAACUCAAGCCAGCCAAUCACAUGUAAGGGUAAUCCUGUGGAAAUAGAUGCAUAUACAUAUGAGUGUGUUAAAGAAGCCAACCUUUUUGCAUUGGGUCCUUUGGUUGGAGACAAUUUUGUUCGAUUUUUAAAGGGAGGGGCACUGGGUGUUACACGCUGUUUAGCUACAAGACAGAAGAAAAAAAAGCAGCAUUUAUUUGUUGAAAGAGGAGGAGGAGAUGGGAUAGCUUAGAGCAGGUUUACAAGUAAUUUAUAUGAACACUUUACCAUUAAAGAUUUUUAAUAGUGGUUUUACAGUGUACUGGCUUGAAUUUUCUGAACUUGAAUUAACUGAGAGAGCCUCAAGCUAUAGUAACUAUUUUUUAAAGUUACCAGAAUUUGGUGUCCUGAUUACAUUAUAAUGUAUCAAAGGUGUCAAUUGUCAGACAAAUAGAAACACUGCCAAUUUGGUAUACUUUAAGUUCUCACUUAACUAAAACAUUCUUUUCUUCCAAGACUUAUUUUUUGUGAUCAUUGUUGGUUAUUUAUGUUUGAUUACAAAAUAUGACAGCAUUGAAUCUAUAAAACCACAGUCAUUAGGCCAGAGGUUUCCCUCACUUUAUAUAUUGGGUCACCUUGCUGCUCAAAGGGUGGUUCAAAGAUAGCAUCAGCUUCAUUUGUGGCUUGUUAGAAAGGUAGACUCUCAGGACCCACAACAGACUUACUGAAUCAGAAAUUACAUCUUAAUGAGAUCCUCAAGGAAUAUGUAUGCUUACUAAAGCUUGAGAACACUGGUCUAAAAGAAAAUGGGAUGUAAAGGUACAGAUAGAUGCUGAGGGUGGGUGGAAAUAGAGGGCAUAUACUACUCAGGUUUUAUUUAUUUUGAAAUUAUCAAUUGUAUAAAUCUAAUUUAUUAACAAAUAUGGGCUUUUAAAAUUUUUUAUUGUUGAAACCUUGACAGGUAAUUCAUCGUUUCAGCUUCUAAUUUAAACAGUCCAAUAAUGUUGGCAUAUACUGAGACAUCCAGGAACCUGCUGAGAUAUUUUUUGGAGAUAUAUUCUCUAGUUAACUAGCAUAAUACUUAAUUUGCAGUUCAAUAAAUUUUGAAUGGAACAAUUUAUUCCUUUGUGAACACUGAGUUAAGUUCUGUCACUGAAACUUAAGAUAUUUGGGCAUAAGUACUUACAAUAUUGCAAUACUUUUUGAGUAUUACCAGAAUUAUUAAACAUUAAAAUUGAAAAAGUUAAAACCUGUCUUUUCUAUUCUCAAGAUGAUUACUUUGAAAUUUGUUCAUUGGAGAUGACAUAGCAUUUAAUCCUUUGGUUAUUUAUUGAAUUAUGUUCUAUCUUGAUUUAUAUUUAGGUGUGCUUAAUGUCUUGUGUUUUCAUGCAGAUCCCCAGAAAUUUAGUAUUAGACAAGAUAAGUGUUACUUGUGAAGUUCUCCAUGGCAAAUUGAAUUUCUGAAGUCUUCUUCUGUUACUUUUUUUUUUUUGGUAAAAUUUAUUUCACCUGGAAUGUGUUUAUUCAAAGUCUAUUUCUAUUUAUUUAUUUAUUUAUUUAUUUAUGGCUGCAUUGGGUCUUCGUUGCUGCACACGGGCUUUCUCUAAUUGCAGUGAG